Molecule: messenger RNA, 387 nt
Organism: Aureobasidium uvarum
Lineage: Eukaryota; Fungi; Ascomycota; Dothideomycetes; Dothideales; Saccotheciaceae
Source: the annotation of a GenBank genome assembly
AUGGCUCAAGUCAAGAUACUGAAGCGAUCCCAAAACGCGGUCCAAUGUUCCAGCUGCAAACAGCGCUAUGACACGAUUGACUUGUUGGACCAACACCUGGAAACAUCAUCGACGGGACGUCGUAUCUGUCCCAGGACCAAGGCGCCGGCUUUGAUCGUUUGUAUCGGCUGCGAACGCGACUUUCCCAGUGUUCAAGAACUUGGAUCCCAUGUCCGAAACUCUUUCUUACACAACCCAGAGCUCUCUCAACCCACUGGUCGAGCUGUUUAUGUUGGUCGACUUCCUGCCAACGUCAGAGAGCAAGACAUUGUCAACACACUAUUCAAGGGCUUUAUUGUGUGGGUGACCUCAAACACGCUCUCUGUCUGCAUGAACAAACAAUACUGA